Molecule: messenger RNA, 402 nt
Organism: Lathyrus oleraceus (garden pea)
Lineage: Eukaryota; Viridiplantae; Streptophyta; Magnoliopsida; Fabales; Fabaceae
Exons: 1
Coding region: 1-402 (133 amino acids)
Molecular function (GO): nucleic acid binding; zinc ion binding
Source: RefSeq, a predicted model, not a curated record
AUGAAAAAGAGUCAAAAGAAGGAAAAGAAGGAGAAAGCAAAGGACACCGAAAAUAAGUCUGUUGCUUUAAAGGCUUCAAGUUUUAAGUCAUCCACCAAUGAUACGUGUGAGAGUGAAUCAAGUGAUGAUUAUAAAGAUUCAAAUGAAGACAUGGGGUUGUUUGUAAGGAGGUAUAAUCGAUACCUUAGAAAGAAUGAAGUUCAACAUUCGAAUAAAAAUCUAGUAAACCAUAGAAGACAAUCAAAAUUCUCAAAUCAAGAAGAAAGUAAGACAACUAAGUCAAGAGGCUCAUGUUACAAUUGCGGAAAGGCCGGUCACUAUAAGUCGGAUUGUCCAUUAUUGAAGAAAUAUAAAGGAAAAUACAAACGUCACAAGAAAUAUAGCAAAGCUAGAAGAGCAUAA